AUGCAAGAUUCUAGCACGUUUGCUGCACCUAUACCACCAACAACACCUUCGCCAGAAAACAACAACUUUAUAACAUGGAAACCACUUAGAGCUGGCGGUGGCAUCUACAAUGUCAAGUACUCAGAGCCUCUAGACCUUUACUAUGUCUAUACGCCUUACUACAAGAAAUCUAAGUACCCAGUCACAGAACUACAGUUCCCAAAGGAUAACAAGGAGGAGCUCAAUAUUAUUCAAGCCUGGAAUGCCUUGGAGCAACCCCACCCAAACGGCAGCCCACGGCUGCGGUUAUCUGACAUAAUACAGGCUGUAGCUGAAGAGCAGGCACACGUAGAUCUGGGUUUACUUAACUGGGUUCGCGUAGACUAUGUUCUCAACAAGCAAACACUCAGUGUUAUAGACGACUUCUUUGCCGAUUGGAAAAAACUCAACAAUAAACCGCAUCCACCCACAGUUACCGUUAAACCAUCCAGCUCGUUCUGGCCAGCCUUCAACAACACACCAUUUGUAAAGGCAGUCAAUUACGCGCUUGAAAAGAAGAAUAGAAUGAUAGUUGGUUAA
Molecule: messenger RNA, 558 nt
Organism: Colletotrichum navitas
Lineage: Eukaryota; Fungi; Ascomycota; Sordariomycetes; Glomerellales; Glomerellaceae
Exons: 3
Coding region: 1-558 (185 amino acids)
Source: RefSeq, a predicted model, not a curated record